This is a messenger RNA of Orbicella faveolata, 1991 nucleotides long. RefSeq names its product histamine H2 receptor-like. Gene Ontology annotation, biological process: G protein-coupled receptor signaling pathway. The record is from RefSeq and is a predicted model, not a curated record. NCBI's taxonomy places the organism in Eukaryota, Metazoa, Cnidaria, Anthozoa, Scleractinia, Merulinidae. Gene Ontology annotation, cellular component: membrane. Gene Ontology annotation, molecular function: G protein-coupled receptor activity.
AUUAGAUACCUGCAAUUAGACACCUACCUCAUUCGCACGGCUCAUUCACACGUCGAUUACAUGAUUAAUAGGCGCGCGGAGAACCAAUCAGAACGGAGAAUGUUGUUAGACGUACGAUUUACAAUGUAAUAUAGACAGUGCAGUUGACAGACGACAACGCAUGUUUAAACCCAAGGGUGUCUGUAUAAACAGGAUUGUUUACACUGUGUAACAAUUAAGAAAGUCCUUAAUGAAAUGCGGUUGUAAUUCAAAUUCAGCGAAUGUCAAUCUAGGAAUAAUUCAGUUUGAGAAGGCGAAAGGCAAUUCAAAAUAGCUAUUGCUAGCUCGUUUCUUGAGUUUAAGCUCAGAUCUGAUUAGGGACUGAAUAUCGAAAACCUUGUUGUUUACCGUGCAUCGAGGAUAUUAAAAAAACAUGUAUAUUCACAGCCUCCUUCAAAGCUGUCUAAGCCAAUUAAAACUGGCAAAACAUUACCAUAACAAAAUGUACAGAACGACUAAAUUUAAUUUGGUGACGCAAGACAGAGUUUUAAAUAAUGCAAAGUGCGCGACUACAAUUACAUCUGUUCAGUUGCCGGUUGAGGUGUACUUGAAACUUAGCGAUUCAAAGUGAAUUAUCUCAGACCUGGCGUCGGUUUUCGAGUGAUACUUUAAAAUUUCGCUGCCAUGGGAAAAACGGAGUCUUGGUUUUGGUAUUUUGCGUGGUUUAUUACCGCCGUAGCAGUUGUUGGAAAUGCCCUGGUAAUCUUCUUGAUAACAACGAAACAUCACCUCCAAAAGAAACCAAACUGGUUUAUUUUGUCGCUUGCAAUUGCCGAUCUUUUUGUUGGGUUCACGUUCAUACCUCCUUUUUACGCGUGCUGGAAAUGGUUUCCUUGUAGCAAAGACGUUUGGUUUGUGCGUCAAACAAUCAAGUGGACCUUUCUUUACGUGUCUGUAAGCAACCUUUUUACUUUGACUUUGGAUCGUUACAUCGCCCUGACCUCACCACUGAGACAUAAAUGGCUUGUGACACCAACGCGUAUUGCCCUUUCGGUCAUUACCGCUUGGAUUGUACCGGUAAUAAGUCGAGUGUGCAUCUUUGCUCCGGUGCAUUUCAGUAGCGAAGCAACGGCCUCCAAAUAUCUUGUCCCGGUUUUUCUGGUGAUGUUUGAGUUGGUUCCAUGCAUUCUACUUUCUUGCUUCACAUUUCACAUGGUGUAUAUUGUUCGAAAAAGACGACAGUCAUCUAGAACUAUUGAAGAUUCGUCUAGAGAACUAAGAUCACUAAAUUUACGAAUCCAUAUCCGAGACGAUGGACGCGCAAACUACAACAUCAGAAUUGUAGUGUCUGUUGUGGGAUUGUUCAUUCUGUGUUAUUCACUGGACAUAUACAUCUGUUUUUGUGAUAUUUUCAGUUUGUCUAAAAUAUCCCGGCAGUUAUGGUAUGUUCGGCAUCUUUUAUUGGUCACAAAUUCUGCCCUGAACCCAAUAGCUUAUGCUUUACUUAAGAGAGACAUUAGACAAGCGAUUUUAGCACUUGGACGGGUCCACUCAAACACUAGAGUUACCCCUUCUACUGAAAACAGAGAGCUACAUUUUAUUUAAUUAAGGUUUUGACAGUUUUCUGUUCUGCGUUGGGUAGUAGGGUUCUUCAAAAAUUGCUACACUCUUUUUCUUGUUUCUAUGAAAAUAUUCUUUUUCCUGCCGAGGCUGAAAAUUCUUAUUUCUCUGCUGAUUUUAGGCUGAAAAUAAUCUUGUGAAUAUUCCUCGAUUAUGGCGUAUGGCAUUUCUAUCUUCGAAUGCAUUGGUGGCUGAAUGCUGUUAAAGUAAUUUUGGAGCCAGCCUGCAGGCAUCGAAGUCUGAUAUGAUGUACAGAACUUCUUGCAGAAAUGUUAUUACAUGUAGAAUCGAACAUACGGCUAAUGCUGUUUUUGUUGGUUUUUGGCUAGUUUUGCCGUUUAGAGAAAGGAAGAAUUUUAAACAGUUUCGUAAAAAAGAUAUUAUUGUACUUG